UUUGCACUGUGAAGGAGUUCAAUCAGUACAGGGACUAUCUGACCAGGCAUAAGCUGUUUUCAGAGCAGAUGUUGAUGCGGAAAGAGGGAAGGACUCAGCCACCCCCGGCCAAAUCAAAACAUGGCCCCAAACGGCCCGGAACCACCAACACUUCCCGCCAGGCGGAGCAGAGGCUGAAGGCUCAAAAACCGUCUUGCCCACCUCAGCCCAAGAACAGGAAGACUCCCCUCAAAUCAGGCCAAAUCUACUCCAGAGCUGGGCUGGGCCAGGAAGGUGCCAAGAAGAGCACUCGUGCUCAAUCCCAGAGGAAGCCAGACACUGCUGCCAGCGGCCUGUUUGAGCAAUCAACAGAAGCCCAGAAGCUUGAAGAGCUGGCUGAGACUGUGGUGCAAAAAGUGUUGGAGAGGUUGAAGGUUACCGGGGAUAAGCGUGUCAGCUGUCUAAGGAGGAUUGCGCAGGCGAUCAGAGGAAGAUUUUUUGGCAGCUGCAUGAGAGUAGAGCUUUCGGAUUCUUCUGUAGAUCACCGUGAGGAAAUGGAAGCGGUGGCCAAAGAGCUUGUAGCAACUGUGCUGGAGAUCUUGGGGGAGCGUCUGGCAUCCAGCACGUCCAAAGCUCCUGAGCCAGGGGCAGCAGCCAGGCAGAAGGAGCAGCCUGUUGAUGGAGGAGCCACCCAAGCAGGCGAAUCCAAGGAAAAUGAAAUAGCCACUUUGGACAUAGCAUCUGCACAGUCUUCCCUUGACAAACUCACCAGAGAAGUUGUUGAAAGUGUUCACUGCACCUUGCAAACCUUUGUAGCUUCUCAGUUUGAACAAGACUCUACUUGUGAGCACACUGAAAUUCUGGAGCUUCCUGGGGGAAACGACUCCAACAGAGAGCUGCAGCCAGGAUUCCCUGGAGCAUCUGAACAGCAGAACCUGGAAGCAAGCACAGGAGUGAAGUUGCCUGCCUUAGAACCACAGCAGCGUGUAAAAGGGACUGGCCGUGCCAAAACCAUGGAGCCUGAGGGUCUUGCAACAGUGGAGGAGAACUUGGAGAAAAAAAUGAAUCUGGAGUCAACUGCCUUAGCUGACUCUUUGGAUAUAAGGUCCAUGGCAGAUCGGAUUGUUGACUCGGUGUUAGAGCGGAUGAACGAGCCUGAGGCUGCACUGACCACCCAACAGGAUUGCAAAGGGCCUGUGGCAAACCCCCGGAUUUCCCGCCAGCCCGUCCCUCCGGCGGGGCCGAAGCCCCCUGCCCGUGCCGGAGCACGGCACAGAGCUGUGCACCCACAGCCCAUCUGAGGAGAGCAAGGUGUGUGGCAGGAGAGGUGAAGAGCCCCCGGACAGCAAACACAGACCCACACCCUUGUUUUGUCAAUAAAGAGUUUGCUGCCAAGGGCUUGCUUGUGC
Messenger RNA from Lepidothrix coronata (blue-crowned manakin), 1388 nucleotides. RefSeq lists its product as uncharacterized. The record is from RefSeq and is a predicted model, not a curated record. The transcript has 2 exons. Lineage: Eukaryota; Metazoa; Chordata; Aves; Passeriformes; Pipridae. Bases 69 to 1280 code for a protein of 403 amino acids.